CCUGCGCCCCGCAGCAUGGCCGGGCCGCGGGGCCCGCAGCGCUGGCAGGUGCUGGAGCCCGGCCCCGGCCCCAGCCCCGGCCUGCGGCAGCGCUGCGCGCGGAGGGGCGCGGGCCGCGCGGCGGUGCGUGCCCGGGGGGGGGCGGGGGGCUCGUGCGGCCCGCGGGCCGGGCCCGGCCGCCAUCUUGCGCAGCUCGCGGGGCCGGGUUGUGGCGCGGGCCGCGGCUCCCCGCCCGCAACGCCGCUGCCCCUGCAGGAGGCGGCCCCGGCGGGGGGCAGAGCCCUGCCCCGGCCCCGGCCCCGGCCCCGGCCCCAGCAGAGGAGGAGCGGGGAGCUGCUGGUUUCGGCACGUUCAGUAUCAUUUGAACCUUUAAGUUACCAGCUUGAUGGGUUGGUGACCUUCGAGGAGGUGGCCAUUUAUUUCACCCAGGAAGAAUGGGAUCUGCUGGACCCUGCUCAGAGGGCCUUCUACUGGGAUGUCAUGCAAGAGAACUAUGACAUGGUGAACUCAUUGUGGAAUUUGAUUUAUAUACCCUGCAUGACCUCCCAGCCAGAAUACAGCCAAGACCCCUGGGUCCCAGCUCUCCAGUGCUCUGAGGGAAUGGAGUUCUCAAAUGACAUCACAGGGACAGUGAUGAUGGGAAAGAACAUGUCAAAAAAAAGGAAAAUUGAUGAGGAAAACAGAAGAUUUCAAGAACGUUGGGAAGUGGAUUAUAUGUUUACUGAGCACAAUGGAAAACCUCAGUGCUUAGUUUGCUUACGAGUGCUGUCUGUUCAGAAGGAAUUUAACCUCCGGCGACACUAUCAAACUUUACAUGAAGAAAAAUAUAAAGAGUACAGCGGGGAUUUGAGAUUAGCUGUGGUAACAGACCUGAAAAAUAAAUUUAGAGAACCAGUUGUACUCGUUCCUGCAGUUAAAAAGGAAAAGUUAUCAAGUGUUGCAGCUUCUUAUGCAGUGGCUUUGCUGUUAGCCAAAGCAAAGAAACCAUACAGUGAUGGGGCUCUUGUGAAAGAAUGCUCAAUUGAAAUGGCCAAGGCAUUCGGUAAUGAGAAGAUGGUGAAAAACUUUGAAACAGUUUCACUGUCUCAUCGGACAAUGGCCAGGAGAAUUGAAGAUAUGAGCAAUCAAAUAUGUGAAAAGAUACUGCUCAACGUGAAAAAGUGUUGCUAUUUUUCAUUAUUAUUAGAUGAGAGCACUGACCAAACUGAUAUGAGUCAGCUUCUCAUAUUUAUCAGAACUGUGGAGGAAGAUUUCUCAGCAAAAGAGGAGCUGCUGUCUCUGGUUUCUUUGCACGACACCACCAAGGGAGCAGAUAUAUUUGAAGCUCUUCAGAAAACCGUGAUUGAACACGGAGGUUUUAACAAAUGUACCUGUAUUGUCACAAAUGGUGCUAGGGCUAUGGUUGGUUCCAAAGCUGGAUUAUCAGGUCUUCUGAAAAAGUCUGGUGUUGUGUGUCCCAUGAUUCACUAUAUAAUUCACCAAGAAUCUUUGUGUGAGAAAUGGGUGAAACAAGUAGAAGCUAUGAAAGUGGUCAUGAAGGUUACCAAUCUCAUUCGUGGUGGAAAUAGGUCUUUGUUACAAAGGAAAUUCUGCUCAUUUUUGGAAGAAAUGCAGUCUGUGUAUGGAGAUUUGCCUCUUCAUUCAGAAAUUCGUUGGCUGAGUGCUGGUAAGGUUCUUGUAAUGUUUUUCGCUCUCAGAAAAGAAAUUCCAGUGUUCCUAAGAGAGCAAGUGAAAGCUGACACCACAGAGCUUGAAGAGAGACUUUUGUCUCCUGAGUUUCUGUCUGAGUUAGCCUUCUUGACAGAUAUGACUACCCACUUAAAUGAAUUGAAUCUAAAAUUGCAGUGUAAAAAUCAUACAAUAUCAGACCUUUUUGGAUGUGUGAAUGGGUUUCGUAGUAAACUUAAGCUGUUUAAGGCUGCUAUUGAAAAGGGUGAUCUUACACAUUUCCCAUCUUGCAAGGAAUUGGUAAAAGAAAUGGAAAAUUUCGACUGCAUAAGCUUUUCAGAAUUCUCAUCCAAUGUAGACGCGAUGGUGAAGGAAUUUGACAAUCGCUUUAUUGAAUUUGAGUUACUAAAAAAUGAACUAAUCCUUUUCAACAACCCACUUAGAGCCCCAGUUGAAAAUCAGUCUUCCAACAUACAACUUGAGCUGUGUGAUCUACAAGCCGACCCUUUCCUAGGUAGCAGGCAAGAAAUAGGGCAGGACUUCUUUAAACUCGUGGCAAAGAAUCGUUUCCCCCAUUUAAGAGACCUUGGUUUAAAGAUCGUAUCGAUUUUUGGCAGUACGUACCUAUGUGAAAAUGCCUUGUCUACAAUGAAGCUGAUAAAAUCCCAGUACCGAUGUUCACUUACAGAUGAAUCCCUUGGUCACUUGCUUCGACUGGCCUUAACCGAGGAGUCAGUUGACAUUGAUAUUCUUGUACAGAAGAUGGAUCACCCACAGUUUUCACAUUGAAAAGCUGUUAAUUUACUGUUUUGUAAUAUUUUACCUGUAGACUUAUAUGUGUCUAUUUCUUUUAUAUUUGUAGGUGUUUUACUUAUGCCUCAUCUUUGUAUUAAAACAAAAGAUACAA
Messenger RNA from Alligator mississippiensis (American alligator), 2575 nucleotides. Its product is annotated as general transcription factor II-I repeat domain-containing protein 2B. NCBI's taxonomy places the organism in Eukaryota, Metazoa, Chordata, Crocodylia, Alligatoridae. Gene Ontology annotation, biological process: regulation of DNA-templated transcription. The coding region runs from base 16 to 2457 and encodes 813 amino acids. The record is from RefSeq and is a predicted model, not a curated record. The transcript has 5 exons.